AUGUCAGGUAUGAAAAAAGAAAAUACUAUGCUGGAUAAAAUUCACGUUCCAAAAAGGUCUAAAGAGCAUAAGGAAAACGAUGAAAAUUUAAAACUUGUUGAUGAAUUUCUUAUGAAUGAAACCAACAAUAGAACACAGCCUAACAAAAAACCACUUAUAAAUAAUAAAUCUUACAUUAAGAAGUCCAGUUCUCCUGGUAGAGUCAAGAAGAACAAAACAAUAACAUCUCCUAUGAAAUCACGCCCGAAAAGUAAGAAAAAAGACGCUACUGAAAGCAAAACGCAGAAAGAGAAUAAAGGUUCGUUUUACCAGGGUGCUAUCUUCGGUUCAUUCCUCGGUGCUGCUGUAACGACGGUUUUGAGUAACUUAGCAGUAAAAGCUUUACAAAACUAG
Messenger RNA from Saccharomyces mikatae IFO 1815, 393 nucleotides. RefSeq names its product pheromone-regulated protein PRM3 (gene PRM3). Lineage: Eukaryota; Fungi; Ascomycota; Saccharomycetes; Saccharomycetales; Saccharomycetaceae. The coding region runs from base 1 to 393 and encodes 130 amino acids. The transcript has a single exon. The record is from RefSeq and is a predicted model, not a curated record.